Messenger RNA from Melanotaenia boesemani (Boeseman's rainbowfish), 1997 nucleotides. It is a transcript of the gene pdap1a, whose product is annotated as pdgfa associated protein 1a. The transcript is spliced from 6 exons. The record is from RefSeq and is a predicted model, not a curated record. Gene Ontology annotation, molecular function: RNA binding. NCBI's taxonomy places the organism in Eukaryota, Metazoa, Chordata, Actinopteri, Atheriniformes, Melanotaeniidae. The coding region runs from base 173 to 652 and encodes 159 amino acids. Gene Ontology annotation, cellular component: cytosol.
CGCAGGCGGUCUCGAGGAACUGCAGUUGUCUAACCGUUUUUGUUGCUGCCGACAGCGGGAGAGACGUUUCUAGCCUUACAUUUCAACACUACACCACCGGCUUUCCCUAUCAACUGUUAAAAUAUAUCACGAAUUUUGGUGGGCUCUGCAUUUACUAUCUCAGUUUUUAAUAAUGCCGCGUGGCGGGAAAAAGGGCCACAAAGGCCGAGGGAAGCAGUUCAGCAACCCAGAGGAGAUUGAUCGUCAGAUGAGAGCCCAGAAAGAGCUGGAGGAAAAUGCUGGUGCAGAGAAAGAGAGUUCUGAUUCUGAAGAGGAAAGCAGCAGUGAUGAGGAAUCUGAGUCCAAAAAGAGGAGUGGAGUGGAGGGGCUUAUAGAGAUCGAAAAUCCAAACCGUGUGUCUCAAAAGAGCAAGAAGGUGACUGAAAUAGAUGAAGGUGCUCCCAGAGAGCUGUCUCGCAGAGAAAGAGAGGAGAUAGAGAAGCAGAAAUCAAAAGAACGCUACAUGAAAAUGCAUCUUGAGGGCAAAACUGAACAGGCCAGGGCCGACCUGGCCAGACUGGCAAUCAUCAAGAAACAGAGGGAGGAUGCUGCCAAGAAGAGAGAAGAGCUCAGGAAAGUAAAAGAAGCUGAAGAAGCCAAAGCAAAGCGCUAGUCCUCCACCUGAAACGUUCGACAUGCACUUCAGUCUCAGAGGAAUGGAGGGAGAAGGCGAUCUGGAGGAGAACAGGGAGAGGACCAGUAUGAGUAACGUCAGAUCAGGGCUGCUGCUGAGCUCCUGUCCCUCACUUCAAAUCAGAGGGGCAUGGGUCUUCCAUGACCGUAUGGUCAGGACAGGAAAUACAGGUGAAGCAAAGUGAAGAGGACUACAACAUUUGGAAUACCUUUCAUUUUCUUUAAAAUUAUCUGGAGGUUCGAGAGAAGUCGUUAGCAGGUUUUCCAAGUGCUCCACAGCUUCUUCACUCUUCUCACCCACCAGGGUUUUCAUUUUAAAGCUGCUAAAACUUCCAUUCCUUUUCAUCCAUUUGUUUUUUUUUUUUUUUUACAGUUAUGUAAAAGAAGUUUCCUGACAGGUAUCUUUUUUUCCUUAAAACCGCAGGCCAAAUGGUGGAAUGUAAGGAAAAUCUGAUGCAUACAAACUUAACUUUGGAGUUUCGUUGUUUCAUUCUUGGUUUAAAAUUACAUCUUUUAAUUUCAUUGAGAGUUAAAUGGAUAUGUUUCAUAAGGGUUAUUUUUCAUUAUCUUACUUUACAUUAAAAUAGUAUGCUUUUUUUUUUCUAUUUCCUUUGGUCUGGUUAUCUUUUCUUUCUUUUUUUUUGUAAAAUCUUGAUUUGACAAUUUGCAAAAAUACAAGAAUUGGCUGACCUCCCUCCCACAGCAUACCAAGAAAACAAAAGAUGUUUUCCCCACAUUUACUCCCUUCAGUAGACCCUCCUCUUAGUUCAAGUUCAUUUUAAAUGUGUAUUGUAAUUUUCAACCUAAAGUUCCAGUAAUAAUACUUGAAUUUCCUAUAAUUAGCAUUCUUAAGUUGUUAAACAUCAUUGUCUCACAAACUGGUGUUUUGAAAUGGGAGCCUGUUUAGAAAUGUAUGAGGGAUUGUGUCUUUUGUUGCCUUUUUUUAAAAAAGUUUCCACAAGACCAACUCACUGUCUUUCUCCUGUAAAUAAAGUGCUACAAUUCAAAUCUUACAUUUAUUUGGUUUAUUAGGUAUAUUUCAUCAUAUAAGUCAUCAAACAUGAGUACCAUCAUCCACUUUCUCCAAAUGAUCAUGUUCGUCUCGCCUCCCAACACACUGCAGGCCUUCUGUCUUAUUUACUUCACAGGUGCUCAUAAUGAACUUAUAACUCAGUAUUUUGAUUUAUUUGGAACUGCCUUGAACAUGAAAACUAUUCCUAAGAAUAUGAUGAAAGAAUAAUGUAAAAGUAAAAUUGUUACAGCAUAAAGAUGUCUGGUUUUUCAUCAUGUGUUCGAAGGCAUUUUUAACAAUAAAAUCAUCAAAA